Aegilops tauschii subsp. strangulata is the source of this 2214-nucleotide messenger RNA. RefSeq lists its product as uncharacterized. The record is from RefSeq and is a predicted model, not a curated record. Gene Ontology annotation, molecular function: DNA binding; DNA-binding transcription factor activity. Gene Ontology annotation, biological process: regulation of DNA-templated transcription. Lineage: Eukaryota; Viridiplantae; Streptophyta; Magnoliopsida; Poales; Poaceae.
CAGCCAGCGGCCAACCCUCGACGACGUACAGUGGCAGCAGCACGAGCAAGCUUCCAUCGACGACGACGACGACAACGACUAGCUAGUCUCCCGGCUACCAGCUGAGCUGCUAGCUGACCAGCGUCAUGUCGACGUCGUCGCCGGCGAGCGGGGCCGCGUCGCCGGAGGCGGAGGGCGGCGGGGGCAGGAAGUACAAGGGCGUGCGGCGGCGCAAGUGGGGCAAGUGGGUGUCGGAGAUCCGGCUGCCCAACAGCCGGGAGCGCAUCUGGCUGGGCUCCUACGACGCGCCCGAGAAGGCCGCGCGCGCCUUCGACGCCGCCUUCGUCUGCCUCCGCGGGCCAGGCGCGGCCGGCGCCGACCUCAACUUCCCGGACUCGCCGCCGCCGCCGUGCCGCCACAGCGUCGACCCGCAGGAGGUGCAGGCGGCCGCGCUCUCCCACGCCAACCGCGCCGCCGUCUCCGCCCGGGAGGCCGCCGCGGCGCUCAUGGACGUGGCCGACGACUGCUUCUCGCGGGCGCCGGCCGCGCUGUCUACGGACCAGUGGUCCGUGACGCAGCCGUCGUGGGCGCAGCAUGAGAACGGCGCCAUGGACAUUUUCGGCGACGAGGUGGCGGCCGCGCCGGACGACAGCAUCGACUGGCGCUCGGUCAUGGCGCACCAGCCGCCGCUCUUCUCGCCGACGGCCGGCUGGGGCAGCAAUGCGUACGACUUCCUGCAGGUGACGCCGCCGCCGCCGCAGGGCGACGAGGACAUGGAGGAGUGUGGCCAUGGCGCCAGCGCUUCCCUGUGGAGCUUUGACUCCCGAGACUCCUACUUCAGAUACUAGUUUUCUUCUUCUUUUUACAGGUCUAUACUUCAUAUACACUAUUAUAGUUAACAUACUGUCACUGCUGCAGUUAACCUAAAACGUGCACAAUUUCAUCAGGUGCAUUGCAAAGAGUAUUACAUUUGCAUUGCUAGUUUUAACACUGUCUACAGACGCUUGUUUUUUCCUGUCUUAUUUGUAUCUUGCAAACGGAAAAUGCAAAAGUGAAACAGAAAAUUUGUAUGGCCGCUUAAACAAAAGAAGAAGAUGUAUAUGGAUGUACUACAAGGUUACAGUUCAUUUCAAAUACAGUUUUGCUAAGUCUCAGUCGACCGAGACUUCGUUAUGUCUCUAUCGAUGCUAUAUUCAUUUGACUUUUGCAUGGAGAUUCGUACUAAAUUUUUCUUUUCGGUUUUUCCAUUUUGCUUCUUAUAUACUAUAUUACUUGACUGAGACUUGGUUAAGUCUCAGUCGACCGAGACCUAUCCACAACCUUUCAAAUAUCGCAAACAGCUCGCUACAUCCAAGUCCCUUGUCGAAAUCAACAUCAUGAGCCGUCCUAUGUUUUCGCGUUGAAGUUGUGUAGAGAAGAAGGCAACCGAGACUAGAUCAGACUGCUGCUAGUACCAUUUACAUAGACAUCGAAAUAGAUGGACCCACGUACCCCAAGCUUUUCAAACAGCACGUUCAGCAUUUUUUGUGAUGUUUAUUUUACUUAAUUACCACAGGGCAACAAUGUUCCGAGGGUUUACACAAGUAGUACUCCUAUACAAGGAGGGAAGAAACAAUUACUAGGCUGGAAGAAAUAUCACCCUGAGCUAGCUAGAUAAGGCAGAAUAAACGUUACAAUCUCUUGCAGCCAGGUGAAACAACAUACUAGUGCACUGCUGCCUACUUUUCUUCAGAGGAUCGACGAUGAUCUCGCGAAAAGAAAAGUCAAGGAUGCUUUGUCUGGAGCAGAAUUUUCCGCUCUGAUUGAUGAACAUAUAUGCACGGAUAUUCAAGGGUAGCUGCAUGAGAUGCACACACUCAAUUCCAUGUGCGAACCAGACGCUGGAAUAAUAAAGAAAAAGGGCUAGAUCAGAUGCACGCCACACCACACAAGCCCUAGCUAGGCGCAUAUUCAUGGGCAACUUGCGAUGGUAGACAACACGGGGGGUCGUUUUCAAGCAUGUGCCGAAUAGCAAGAUCCGAGUAUACAAUGCACUGUGUGUGUUUGUGACACCUAUAUGUCUAAUCUGGCUCCGGUUUCUGUGUCUAGCAACAGUUCCAACUGAGGCCCGAAAAGGACGCGCGCGCACUCCACUAGCUAGCUGUUGCGUUGUCUCUGUUGUCCUUCCAUGGAUGCAGCAUCUAUCAAGCAAUUACUCCCUCCGAUCCAAAAUAGGCAUCGCAGUUUUAAACUGAG